AUGUCUGGCAUCCCGUCAACCUUUAAGGCGGCCGUCCUGCCCUCGCCCAAGAGCCGGCACAUCAUCUCCGACCGCUCGCUCAGCGCCCUUGGCCCAGGUGAGGUCGCCAUCAAAAUCACUGCUACGGCAAUCAACCCGGUCGACUGGAAGAUCCGCGACCAGGGCAUUCUUCUGGGUGAUUACUACCCGGCCGUGAUUGGAUCCGACGCCGCUGGUGAGAUCGCCGCGGUUGGAUCCGAUGUGUCUACAUUCACCAAGGGCGAUAGGGUGUUCUUCCAGGGUAUCCUCGGUAGUUUCGACAACUGUACUUUCCAGCAGUACUGCAAGCUGCCUGCCGAGCUGGUGUCUCACACACCCAAAAACAUCAGCGACGAGCAGGCAGCUGGCAUUCAGCUGGCUCUGAUGGCUGCGUUGAUGGGUUUCUACCACAGCACCGGCCACGGCCUGUCCCCUGGGCCUUGGCAUUUCGAGAAUGGUGGCAGAGAGGUCGGCAAGGGAAAGUCCAUUGUGAUCUUGGGUGGCAGCUCCUCGGUCGGCCAGUACGCCAUCCAGUUGGCUAGGCUAUCAGGCUUCGAGAGGAUCGUGACCAAUUCGAGCGCCUCGCACGUCAAGCACCUGAAGAGCCUUGGGGCUCACGUGGUUCUUGACCGAAAGACACAAUCGAAGCCCGAGGACUACCGCGAUGCAAUCGGCGACCUGCCCUUGGAAUUUGUCUGGGACUCCAUUGCGGAGAAGGAGACGGCCAAGCUUGGAAUCGCCAUCUUGGGCCUCGUCAAGACGACUUCUGAGCAGCGCCAAGUUGUUGGUGUGUGGAACCCCAACGACAACCCAGACCCAAUGGCUGGCCCGUACCCAGAGGUCGUCGAGGCUGGUCUGGCUGCGAAGCCCAAGGUCAACGUCAAGCAAAUCUUGGGACUGGGCAGUGCUCCGGAUAAACGCUAUGUCAGUGAACCUGUCAUCAAGGCCAUUGGCGGCGAGCGUGGAUGGAUCGCAAAGGGCUUGUUCCAACCCAACCGGCCGAUCGUGAUUGAGGGAGGUUUGGCAGCUGUGGAUGAGGCGCUGGACAGAAACAAGCAGGGCGUUUCUGGAGAAAAGGUUGUCAUCAGGCCAUUUGGUCCAUGA
Diaporthe amygdali is the source of this 1122-nucleotide messenger RNA. Its product is annotated as lcohol dehydrogenase. Bases 1 to 1122 code for a protein of 373 amino acids. The record is from RefSeq and is a predicted model, not a curated record. The transcript has a single exon. Gene Ontology annotation, molecular function: oxidoreductase activity, acting on NAD(P)H. NCBI's taxonomy places the organism in Eukaryota, Fungi, Ascomycota, Sordariomycetes, Diaporthales, Diaporthaceae.